AUGUAUCCAUUAAAUGAAGCUAAUUUAGAAAAAAUGUCUAAUGAAGAAUUAGUCAUAAAGAUAAUAGAACUUCAAAAUUCUUUAAUACAAAUUUCUGAUGAUAUGGAAUAUUUUAAAAAUAAAAAUAAGAAAUUAGAUGAGGAGAAUGAUAAUCUGCAGAAACAUAUAAAAAAUGUGGUAAAUAAAGUUAAAAGUGGAUCUACUUACAUAUAUGAUAAAAAUAAUCAAAAUUAUCAAAAUAAUCAAAAUCCUUCUAAAAUUUCAGAUAAUGCUUAUAUUGAGAAAAAUGAAAAUAUAAACUAUAAAAGAUAUAAUGAAGAAAACAUAAAAAGUAAUGAUGAUAAUGUAAAUAAAAAUAUUAAGAGUGAUAAUAAAAUUAUAAUUGAUACUAAAAUUAUAAAUAACAAUAAAUUAAUAAAUGAUGAUAAAAUUACAAAUGUUAAUAAAAUUGUAAAUAAUGAUAAAAUUACAAAUGACAAUAAAACUAUAAAUGAUAAAGAUACUUUAAAUGAAGAUAAAAAUAUAAAUGUAGGAAUUGAUUUAAAUGAUAAUAAAAUAACGAAUGAUAAAGAUACUUUAUGUGAAAGAAUAAAUGAGAAUGUAGAUAUCGAUUUAAAUGAUAAACAUAUAAUAUGUGAAAACAUAAAUAAAAACAUAGAAAAAAAUAUAGAUGAAAAUAAAACUCAUCUCAAUAGUAAAAAUGAAAGUAGAAAUGGAAAAACAUUAAAAGAUCUUUCAUCAAAAGGUAAUAUUUAUAAUAUAUUAAUGGAGACAGAAAAAUUGAAUUCUAUUUUUAAUAUAGCGUCUAAUGUUCUUAGUACUUCUUUCUUUAACUUAUCAAAAGAAUAUAAUGAAAAGAAAGGAAUUAAUAAAAAUAACAUAAAGAAUGAUUAUAAUGCUUCUAGCAAUUUAAAUAAAAAUCAUGAAAUAAAUAACACAAAUAAAUCCAUAAACAACAUAGAAAAUAUAAAUUAUUUGAAGAAAGAUAUUAUAAAUUCAAAUAACAAAAUUAAUAACUAUAACAUGAAUAUUAGCAUUACAAAUAACACCAUAAAUAAAGAUAAUACUUUUCAAAAAGAAAAAGAAAAAGAAAAUGAAAGAGACACUCAUUAUAAUGAAAAAAAUUCAGAUUUAGAAAAUAAUGAAGCAAAUUUAAACAAUAAAAAUGAAUAUAGUAAUGAGCAGAUAAAUAAAAAAAAAGAAAAUAAUAAAAUAUAUAAUAAUCACGAAAAAAAAAAUAGAAUAAAAAUUGAAGAUACCCAUAAUUCACAUUGUAAAAUUAUAAAAACAAAAGAUAAUUAUGAUGCUAAAAAUAGUAAAAAUAAUGAUGUUAAUGAUAAAAAUGAAAAUGAAUAUGACAUAUUAGAUGACUCUUAUAAUGAAAACCAAACUAUAUUUGAAACUACUAAAGUUGUUAAUAAAAACUCCAUAAAUAUAUAUGAGAAUAAAAAUACGAUAAUAAAGUUUAUGGACAAUAAAAAUAAUAAUACAGAUGAAAGUAAUAAUGAAAAAGUUAAAAAUGAAGAUAUUAAUGUUUGUAAAGAGUUUGUUCAAUAA
Messenger RNA from Plasmodium gallinaceum, 1557 nucleotides. Its product is annotated as conserved Plasmodium protein, unknown function. The transcript has a single exon. Bases 1 to 1557 code for a protein of 518 amino acids. Lineage: Eukaryota; Apicomplexa; Aconoidasida; Haemosporida; Plasmodiidae. The record is from RefSeq and is a predicted model, not a curated record.